AAGGGCAAACAAAAAAACGCAUAAAAAUCUUGCAUUUGGCUCAAAAGCCGCCCUAGUCCGUACACCAAAGAAAUCGCAGUGUGUCUCGGCGAUUUCAGCGCACGGCAUGGCGCACGGUGGCUACGGCAAGCGCAGGGUCAAUCCCGCGGGUCGACGAUCGAAGGGUCUGGGCGUGGAGAAGAAGCCCAAGCCCAAGCCCAAGUCCGUUUCGCUCAAGAACCAGAUUCGAUCCAUCGAGCGCAUGCUCAGGAAGGAUUUACCUUCUGAGAUCCAGGAAAAGAAGUUGAAAGAACUAGAGCAACUCAAGAAACAGCAGGAGAUCCAUUCUCGUCUUGCUGUUGAACGCAAAAUAUUCUUGCGAGACAGGAAGAUAAAAUUUUUUGAGAGAAGAAAGGUAGAAAGAAGAAUAAGACGUCUAGAGAAAUUGCAACGUGCUUCAUCUGGUCAGGCACAAGAUGCAGAGAUUGCCGAACAGCUUUCUAAAUUAAAAGAAGAUCUUGAAUAUGUUAGGUUCUUUCCCAAGACUGAGAAAUAUGUAUCUUUAUUUACUGGAGGUGAUGAUUCAGACAUAGUUGAUAGGAGAAAUAAAUUGCGCAAGCAGAUCAAAGCCAACUUAGUUGCUGCUGCUGCUAGUGGGAAGGAUUUGGAAGAGACAGGGAGUGAGGAUGAUGGGCUUAUGGAUCUAAGUGAAGAUGAUUUCUUCCUUGGUAGUUCAAGUGAUGAAGCCGAUGCAGAUGAUGAGUGGACAGAUAAGAGUACAAGGGAGCAGGCUUCUAGUGCUUCUGGUAAAGCUGCAUCUGGCAUGUCCAGUGAUGAAAGAAAUCAGAGGCAGAUUUCUGCUAGAGCUUUAAUGCCUCCACCCCGCCCAGCCACCAUUACAGCCUCAAGUUCAAGUCGUUCUCAAUCAAGAUUUGGGCCUUCAUCAAGCAAAAAUAAAUCAACACUGAGGGCUGAAAUGUCAACAUCCAGCAAUACAUCAAAUGGCAGAAGUGGUUCUGCCUUCAAAUCAAGGGGUUCCUCAAAGUCAAAGUCAGGUCACAGUAGCAAUCUAAGUUCCAACUCGGACGCUCAUAAACCCCGAAGAAAAAGAAGGCCAAAGAAGAAAAAGCAGCAGGCAUGAAUUGGAUGAACUUGUUGGUAACCAAUUGAACCAGUUUGUGAGAUGUCAAAGCAACUCUUACAUCCCGGAGUUUUAACUGUUUCUUUUCUUCUUUCAUAGAUAGGUUAUACUAUUCUCUGUAAUAACUAGUUUGACUCUUAGUUGAAGCUUAAGGUUAAUUGAGAAUUAAAUUUCAGUAAUGGUAGACGAAGUCACAAAGCGCUACAAAGCGAAAACUGGGAAGGGUCAAUGUUGUGUUAGUAUGAAAUUUUUGUUGCUCAUUAUUCUAAAAUAUUAUCAGUCAGCUUUGUCUUUUUUU
This is a messenger RNA of Corylus avellana, 1418 nucleotides long. RefSeq names its product rRNA-processing EFG1-like protein (DUF2361). Lineage: Eukaryota; Viridiplantae; Streptophyta; Magnoliopsida; Fagales; Betulaceae. The record is from RefSeq and is a predicted model, not a curated record. Gene Ontology annotation, biological process: maturation of SSU-rRNA from tricistronic rRNA transcript (SSU-rRNA, 5.8S rRNA, LSU-rRNA). Gene Ontology annotation, cellular component: preribosome, small subunit precursor; nucleolus.